GUUCUGUUUAGUUUUUACAAAAUGUUCCCUUAUAUUGUGAUUUUCGCUGGUGCUCUUUUACUUGUGUCAGCAGAACUGUUCUCAUCCCAAGGCUCCCGAGACGACUGGGAGAGGAUAGUGGGGGGUAAAAAGGCCGCAAAUGGUUCCGCACCGUACCAGGUGUCUCUGCGCACGUGGGGAGUCCGCCAUUUUUGUGGGGCGUCAGUUAUAACACCGAAAGUUAUUUUGACAGCCGCGCAUUGUGUUGACGGGUUAAGACCACAGUAUUUCAAAGCCAUAGUGGGCACGAACCAGCUCCGAGCGGGUGGUCAAUCCUACACAAUCCGAAAAGUAGUCAAACACGAAGAUUACAAUGACGAUCUUAUCAUCAACGAUAUAGCGAUCAUUUUCACUGACCAAGAGAUACUAUUCAAUGAAAGAGUGGAUGCUGUUGAACUGAAUGAUGAACCAGUGGAAAAGGGAGAAGAUUUAUUGCUGACUGGAUGGGGGACUACUUCAUACCCUGGUCAUCUACCCAACGAUCUAAUGCAGUUGGAACUUAAAGCAGUAUCAUAUGAGGACUGCAAGGAAGCCCAUCUCAGUAUCAACGCAGUAUUUGAUACUCAGAUCUGCGCUAUGACUAAGGCUGGAGAAGGCGCGUGUCAUGGUGAUUCUGGAGGCCCAUUGGUCAGAGAAGGCCGGCAAGUUGGCAUCGUAUCAUGGGGUCUGCCAUGUGCUAAGGGAAAACCAGAUGUUUAUACUAAGGUCGAGUCAUACAUGGACUGGAUACAAAAAACUUUAUUAGACGACGAUGAAGACCACUGGAUGUUUGUUCUGCGAAAGAGAAGAGGAAACAGACAUUUUUAAUUUUGCUUAUUUGAAUACUAACAAGGCUGUUAAAUUAGUAUAUAAAAUAACAUGUAAUUAUUUAAUUGCUAUCAUAACUUAUAGACAUAAUAAUAUGAACCUAUAUCAAAUAAAAUAACGCAAAUGUAAAGUUUACAUUAACUCGUCAAUAGAUGGUGCCAAU
This is a messenger RNA of Zerene cesonia (dogface butterfly), 1009 nucleotides long. Its product is annotated as chymotrypsin-1-like. Gene Ontology annotation, molecular function: serine-type endopeptidase activity. Bases 22 to 846 code for a protein of 274 amino acids. Lineage: Eukaryota; Metazoa; Arthropoda; Insecta; Lepidoptera; Pieridae. The record is from RefSeq and is a predicted model, not a curated record. Gene Ontology annotation, biological process: proteolysis. The transcript has 6 exons.